Molecule: messenger RNA, 1647 nt
Organism: Microthlaspi erraticum
Lineage: Eukaryota; Viridiplantae; Streptophyta; Magnoliopsida; Brassicales; Brassicaceae
Source: the annotation of a GenBank genome assembly
AUGGCAUUCAGGGGAAUGAAAGGGCGUAAGAAUAUAAUGCCUCGACUUCUUGCGCAGGUUCAGUACAAUCAUAUGGUGAUGGUGACGAGGGAGGAUGCUUACCCUAGGUGGGACAACGACGUGGAGGAUGAUGACGUCGAUAACGUCAUCAAGGCCUUGUAUGGUGAGCUGGGUGGAGUGUGGAGAUGGAAGCCAUCCGACUGGAUCCGCGAAGGAAUAAUGGUUUUGGAUAACGUGAAGGCAGAGAAGGGUUUUCCCAGGAAGAGACUGCUGGAUUCAGAUGACCUGUCCGUGAAGAGACCAUGCCAUGCCUAUGGGAUGGAAGGACAGUCCUCCGACGCUGGUUUGGGGACAAUCCAGUCCGCAUUGCAAGCAAUGUUUGAUCAGUUCACUGUGUGUCAGUCAGGUCAAAUCACCAACCGGUUCGAUAGGCUCGAAUACAAGGUCGAGCUCCUCACCAACCAGGUGACCUCGCUGGAGUCUGCUGUGGAGAAGCUUAGACAGGGCUCAUCGGAAGAUACAACAGAUAAGGAGCAUGACAAGUCCAACGAGGCUGUUGGGUACGAAGGAAAGGAAGAAGAGCCGGCCGGUGCUGCAAAGGUUCACGCAGACGCUAAGGUCCCCGAAGCUUCUAAGGUUCCCGAAGCUUCUAAUGUUCCCGAAUCUUCUAAUGUUCCCGAAGCUUCUAAGGUGCCCGAAGCUGCUGCCCCGAACCAGACAGCCGAAUUCUGCGAGAGUGACAACGAUAAGGACGACAGUUGCGAGUUCCUGAGGCAAGUUACGCCGUCGAAAACAGACACGGUCGAAAAUCUAAAAAGAAGGCAACCGAAGGACACGGCCAAGAUAUUGGAUGCGAAAAGGCGGAGGACAGAGCGGAUCAGGAUACUAGCGGAGACACAAAGUGGUGUUUACAUUGGUAAUAGUACGGCGAAGCGUAUAGUACCUAACGAUGGAGCUAGAGGACGUGGAUAUGAUCCCUUCGCGCCAUUGGACAAGGGGACGAAGAAAGCCGUCAUAGAGUACUGCAAGAAGUUUCCUGGUUCAGGAAGGAGGAAGACCAUAAAAACAGCCAAGGAGUAUCCCUUAAGAUUUUGGUGGUAUGACCUUCUGAAUCAGAAGGAGUGGCUGGAAGACACGCACAUAAACACUGCAAUUUAUUUACUGAGGGCACGCUUGAUGGAUCACCCAGAGUGGUUCACAAGUGAUCGUAUCUGCUUUGUGGACACAUACUUUGGGCACUACUGGAGUGCUAAGUACGAGGAGUUCAAGCUCAUAGAGGCUAACGAGAAGGGCGAAGGGAAGCCCCUACAAAAUCUAUCGUGGGAUUACUAUAAAGGUGCACAACCAGAGCCCCGGCCAACAAACAAGAUUUGGGGGGUCGACAUUGACGAACUUUACGUCCCUUUCAACGUGAAAACUGACCAUUGGGUAGCUCUGCUCAUUUCCUUGCCGAAGAGGCAUAUCACUGUGUACGAUAGUCUACCCCAUCACGUGAAGCCGGAAGAGUUACCUGCACUCUUAGAACCAUUGGCGGUGAUGUUUCCCUAUUUGAUGAGGACAUGCGUUGACGAGGACAUGAAGUACUUGUGGACUCUGGAACCGUUUACUUAUGACCGGCCAAUCGGACAAGCGAGUUGGACUAAUUAG